GACGUCACCGCAACGAGUCUCUCAUUUGGUUUGUGGGGGAAUCAGUCGCCAAAGGCAGCUUCAGGCAGCGAACGAGGAGUUUUGCGGCAGCGGCGGCUCGUGGACGCGGCGGCGGAGUAAUGGCCGGGGAGGAGACGGCGUCGGGCUCCAAGCCGCCGGCGGCAGCGACGACCAUCCGCCUCGUCAACUUCAUCUCCGAGGACCAGCUUGACGAGGCGAAGCGGACGAGAGGGGAGCGGGCGGACGACGGCACCGCCCAGCGCGACAAGCCGCUCUUCCAGAUCCUGCAGGAGAACAAGGAGAAGAAGGAUGCCGAGUUCAACGAGCGGUUCAAGCACAGACCUCCAAAAGCCUUGGAUGAAGAUGAGAUGGAGUUUCUUGACAAACUUGCAUCAUCAAGGAAGGAAUAUGAGCAGCAGGUGGCUAAUGAAGAAGCUGAACAACUCCGCAGUUUCCAAGAGGCGGUCGCGGCCCGGUCUAAUAUUAUACAUGAAGAGGCUCCUACAGUCUCGAGACCAGAGGAGAGCAAGCCUAAGGCAAAAAGGAGCCAACCUGCACUCCUGAAAAAUGUAAUAAUUUCGGUGAAACCACAAGCGAAGAAAGCAAAGUUAGAUGGGGAAGAUAAGCCUCCUGCGAAGGAGCUUCCUUCAAAUGGGCACAGUGCAGAUCACAAGCCCCCAGAUGCCACCAAGGGCGUGCUUGGUUCUCUGGUGCAGUAUGAUGAUGAUGAAAGCAGUGAUGGGGACGUAUGACAACUGUAACAGAGCAACAGUCUGAGGUUUUGCUGGCUGGUGUCUGGCAAAAAUAUGUUUUUUCCUGUUUUCCCUGUGCAUUAAUAUCCAUGAUUUUCUUGUAGCGUGUGAAUUUAUUGUCAGCGGUGAUGAUAAUUUGAUAACGAAAACAAUACUAAUGCACGAAUACACUUAUAACCCUGGUGUUUUUUUUCCCAGUUCUACCUGGGUUGCACAUAGUUGGGGACAUUUUUCAGCUGCGAAAAA
Messenger RNA from Oryza sativa Japonica Group (Japanese rice), 998 nucleotides. RefSeq lists its product as uncharacterized. The record is from RefSeq and is a predicted model, not a curated record. Gene Ontology annotation, cellular component: nucleus. NCBI's taxonomy places the organism in Eukaryota, Viridiplantae, Streptophyta, Magnoliopsida, Poales, Poaceae.